CAUACAGUAGCAGGAGAGAAGGAUGAUCCUUUCCAAAACAUUCCGCUCCUUAAAAUCACACACUGAAACUCCCAAACCCCAAAAUCAAUCAUCAUCAUGGUCGGUCUAUCUGAUUCUAUCCACCAACGCACCUCUAAAAACAUAUGUUGGUGUCACCACCAAUUUUUCUCGCCGUCUGAAACAACACAAUGGUGAACUCAAAGGUGGGGCGAAAGCUUCACGCUCAGGGAGACCUUGGAUUUGUGCAUGUAUUAUUCAAGGAUUUAAGGACCAUAGUGAAGCUUGCCAGUUGGAAUCAAAAUGGAAGAACUUCUCUAGGAAAUUACCUCGCGAAAGAAUAACUGACGAGGUGGAAAAAGGAUCAGAGAAGCGAUCACUUUUGUUACUCCAACACAGGCAGAUAGCUCUGAGCAAAGUUAAAAGUACAUUAUAUUGUGAACAUUUAGAAGUCGACUGGAAGCUAAGUACCACUGGAUGAGACACAAUGUGAGCAAUUCAAUUCCUUCUCGAAUGGUUUAGUUAAUGGCUCUAUAAGUGGUAUGGACCACAUUGUGUAUGCCUUGUGGUCUACAGACUCUACACCCCACUUGAAACUGGGCAUUGGUUAGAGGAGAUGGAAUGGUCACAACAUUUUGAAACUGAAAGAGCAUGAAGCCAUCUCGAGCAGUGUACACACCUCUACAUGUAAAUUUGUUAUUCGAAAAUUCGAAAUGCAAUUACUGUUGUUGGGGCCAAAUCAAUACCAGCCCUUAAGUUAUAUAUUAUGUAAUAUCUUCGUGAUCUAAUAAGAUUUUCAAAAAAGAACAUUUAUCUAAAGAACAAUUUUGGAGAA
This is a messenger RNA of Papaver somniferum (opium poppy), 832 nucleotides long. RefSeq names its product structure-specific endonuclease subunit slx1-like. The transcript is spliced from 3 exons. Gene Ontology annotation, biological process: double-strand break repair via homologous recombination. Gene Ontology annotation, molecular function: 5'-flap endonuclease activity; crossover junction DNA endonuclease activity. Bases 23 to 478 code for a protein of 151 amino acids. Gene Ontology annotation, cellular component: Slx1-Slx4 complex. The record is from RefSeq and is a predicted model, not a curated record. NCBI's taxonomy places the organism in Eukaryota, Viridiplantae, Streptophyta, Magnoliopsida, Ranunculales, Papaveraceae.